AUGGAUGAUGCUCACCUUGAGGAGGACCUUGAGGAGGACCUCGAGGAUAAAGACACAGCAGCUCCAACCUCCCGCUAUCUCCCGGCAGAGUUCACCUGGGAGGUGAAGGCCAAUGACCGAGCCUACCACAAGCAGUUCAGGAAGAAGGGCUUCCUGUGCUGGAGGCAGAAGAAGUACAAGAGCAACGCCAUCCACACUGCCAAAUACAACGUCUUCUCCUUCCUGCCUCUGAACCUGUAUGAGCAGUUCCGUCGUGUGUCCAAUCUCUACUUCCUUUUCAUCAUCAUCCUGCAGAGCAUCCCGGAGAUCUCCACACUGCCCUGGUUCACGCUCUUUGCGCCACUGGUCUGCCUGCUCAUGAUCCGGGCCGCCCGUGACCUGGUGGAUGACAUUGGUCGACAUAGGAGCGAUAGAAUCAUCAACAACAGGCCUUGCCAGAUCCUGAAGGGGAAGAGUUUCCUGUGGAAGAAAUGGAAGAAUCUAUGUGUGGGGGAUGUGGUGUGUCUCAGCAAAGACAACAUUGUCCCGGCAGACUUGCUCCUGCUCGCCAGCACAGAGCCCAGUAGCCUGUGCUACCUGGAAACGGCAGACAUCGAUGGAGAGACCAACUUGAAGUUCAGGCAGGCUCUGAUGGUCACACACCAUGAACUUACUAGCCCGAAGAAAAUGGCUUCCUUCCAGGGCAUAGUGACAUGUGAGGAACCCAACAGCCGGAUGCAUCAUUUUGUGGGGAGCCUGGAAUGGAACAGCAGGAAGUACCCGUUGGACAUUGGAAACCUCCUCCUGCGGGGCUGUAAGAUCCGCAACACAGACACCUGCUAUGGCCUGGUCAUCUAUGCUGGUUUAGACACAAAGAUCAUGAAGAAUUGUGGCAAGAUUCAUCUGAAGAGGACCAAGCUGGACCUGAUGAUGAACAAGCUGGUGAUCUUGAUCUUCAUGUCACUGGUGAUUGCUUCCAUGUUUCUAACACUGGGCUUCGCCAUGAUGGUGAAAGAGUUUAAAGCCAAGCAUCACUACCUGUCAUCGAUGCAAGGGCGCACGGACGCAAUGGACUCCUUCUUCAUCUUCUGGGGCUUCCUCAUCUUGCUCAGCGUUAUGGUGCCCAUGGCCAUGUUUAUCAUCGCCGAAUUCAUCUACUUAGGCAACAGCAUUUUCAUCAACUGGGACCUCAGUAUGUACUACGAGCCCCUGGACAUACCAGCCAAGGCCCGCAGCACCAGUCUGAAUGACCACCUGGGCCAGGUGCAGUACAUCUUCUCAGACAAGACCGGGACGCUGACACAGAACAUCAUGACCUUCAAGAAGUGCUGUAUCAAUGGCUGUACCUAUGAUUCAGACGACGAGCACGGGACGCUCCGAAAGCGGAACCCAUAUGCCUGGAACCCAUUCGCUGACGGCAAACUCCAGUUCUACAAUAAAGAGCUGGAAUCCCUGGUGCGAGGCAAGCAGGACCGAGCAGUACAGGAGUUCUGGCGGCUGCUGGCCAUCUGCCACACCGUGAUGGUGCAGGAGAAAGACAACCAGCUGCUGUACCAGGCUGCCUCCCCUGAUGAGGAGGCACUGGUCGCCGCUGCCCGGAACUUUGGCUACGUGUUUCUGUCUCGGACCCAGGACACGAUCACCCUGGUGGAGCUGGGGGAGGAAAGGGUCUACCAGGUUCUGGCCAUGAUGGAUUUCAACAGCGUUCGCAAACGGAUGUCAGUGUUAGUCCGAAACCCAGAGGGCUCCAUCUGCCUCUAUACCAAGGGUGCCGACACCGUCAUCUUGGAGCGUCUUCACCAUAAGGGUGUCAUGGAGGCCACCACAGAGGAGGUCUUGGCUGCCUUUGCAGAGCAGACCCUGCGCACCCUGUGCCUGGCCUACAAGGAUGUGGCGGAGGAUGCCUACAAAGAAUGGGAACCGGAACACCAGGAGGCCGCCCUUCUGCUGCAGAACCGCGCGCAGGCCCUGCACCAGGUGUAUAAUAAGAUGGAGCAGAACCUGCAGCUGCUGGGAGUCACAGCCAUUGAAGACAAACUGCAAGAUGGCGUCCCUGAGACUAUCAGAUGCCUCAAGAAGGGGAACAUCAAAAUGUGGGUGCUGACCGGGGACAAGCCAGAGACCGCGGUGAACAUCGGCUUUGCGUGCCAGCUGCUGUCAGAAAACAUGUCAAUUCUGGAAGAUAAGGACAUCAAAGGUUUACUGGAGCACUAUUGGGACGAAAAUGAACGCCAGAGGGCAUUCCAGACGAUGACCCAUCACAACAUGGCCUUGGUUAUCAGUGGAGAAUUCUUGGAUCAGCUGCUCCUGUCCUUGCGCAAGGAGCCCCGAGCCCUGGUCCAGAAUGCAGUGGUGGAUGAGGCCACCCAGGAGCCGGGUGUGUCUGCGUUAGACUUCCUCCAGGCACGGAGGAUCUCCCAGAUGUGGAGAAACUUUGGGACCACCAUGGCAACAUCCCAGUCAGACGCCUCCAAGACUCGCGAGAGCCCCGAGGAGCGGAGGGAGAGGGCCUUUGUAGACCUGGCCUCCAAAUGCCAGGCUGUCAUCUGCUGCAGGGUGACGCCCAAGCAGAAGGCCCUUGUGGUGGCAUUGGUGAAGAAAUACCAGCAAGUGGUGACGCUGGCCAUCGGAGACGGAGCCAACGAUGUGAACAUGAUCAAGACUGCGGACAUUGGAGUAGGUCUGGCGGGCCAGGAGGGCAUGCAGGCGGUUCAGAACAGCGACUACGUGCUGGCCCAGUUCUGCUACCUGCAGCGCUUGCUGCUUGUGCACGGGCGCUGGUCCUACAUGCGAAUCUGCAAGUUUCUGCGCUACUUCUUCUACAAGACCGUGGCCAGCAUGAUGGCCCAGAUAUGGUUCUCCCUGUUCAACGGCUUCUCUGCUCAGCCCCUGUAUGAAGGCUGGUUCCUGGCUCUUUUUAACCUGCUGUAUUCCACGCUCCCAGUCCUGUACAUUGGUCUGUUUGAGCAGGACGUGACCGCAGAGAAGAGUCUAAAGAUGCCCGAACUGUACACGGCUGGCCAGAAAGACGAGCUCUUCAACUACAGUAUUUUCGUGCAAGCCAUCGCCCACGGCACCAUCACAUCCCUGAUCAACUUCUUUGUGACGAUUUUGGUCAGCUAUGACAUGACCAAGACUGGCAGCUCCCCUGACUACCAGUCCUUUGGGGUACUGGUGGCCAUAUCUAGCCUACUGUCAAUCACCCUGGAGGUUAUCCUUGUCGUCAAGUACUGGACGCUCCUGUUCGUGGGCACCGUUGUGGUCAGCCUCAGCUCCUAUGUAAUCUUCACGAGCCUCACUGAGAGUCUAUUGUUGUACAGGAUCUCACCAAAGACCUUCCCAUUCCUGUUCGCUGACUACAAUGUGAUCCGUGAGCCCUCCAGCCUGCUGGUGAUUGUUCUCAAUGUGACCCUGAACACUCUGCCCCUGCUGGCUGUGCGCAUCAUCCGAAGGACGGUCUUGAAACGGCACCCCAAGAAAGAAGAGGAGGUCCCAAGUGAAGAAUUAACAGUGGAGCCCGCCAUGCGGCUUCGCCGUGGGAUGCCAGCCCGCCGCUCCAGCUAUGCCUUCUCCCACCAUGAGGGCUACGCAAACCUCAUUACCCAGGGCACCAUCCUGCGCAGGCAUACGCACGUGGAUGAAUUUUAUGGGGACACAGCCUGCAAUUCCCCGAACCCAUCCGAAGAAGACGUACCUUGGCAACACAAAGAAUCAAUAUUUAAUCCGCGAAAGAUCUCAAUCCUGGCCAAGAAGAGACGCCAGCACUACGGAAAGGGGUCUCAGGGAGAGGUCCACCCCAAUGCUAGCUCCCAGACCACGGAGAAACAGCCCGCCAUUAACACAGACAACCAUGAGACUAAGAAGCUACCCACCACCACAAGUGCCAUGUCAGGACAGCUCCAGGGGUCCUCGUCUGAGGAUCAGGUUUUCUACAGUGCACUUUCACAGUACAGUCUGGCAAGCCGGCCGGAACGCAUGGAUGUCCGGUCCUCAUCCUGGAAGGGCCCUCUCUUGAGGGAUUCAGCCUCUUCGAGGUCAAGCCAUCUGGAAGUAACCACACAGCUACAUAGCCACACCUCCAGUUGACCAGAAGCCUCUCACUGGGGGAUUCCCAGUCAUCAAGGACAAUGCCACAGUCACCCGGGAGUGGACAGAGCCCUAACGUGGAACAAGCGCAGUCUCCCAUGGUGCGCAUGUCAGUGCGCCUUCAAGUCAGAUCACCACCGCAGCUCACGUGCUUAGCCAGUCAACAAACAGCAUCCAAAGACAAGAGGGGGGGCACAUCCUUGCCUUUUUCUAAUAAAACAGGGUCCCUCUGGCCGCAGGGCUUCU
Rattus rattus (black rat) is the source of this 4311-nucleotide messenger RNA. It is a transcript of the gene Atp8b3, whose product is annotated as ATPase phospholipid transporting 8B3. Gene Ontology annotation, cellular component: plasma membrane. The coding region runs from base 1 to 4065 and encodes 1354 amino acids. Lineage: Eukaryota; Metazoa; Chordata; Mammalia; Rodentia; Muridae. Gene Ontology annotation, molecular function: ATP binding; ATPase-coupled intramembrane lipid carrier activity; magnesium ion binding. The transcript has 27 exons. The record is from RefSeq and is a predicted model, not a curated record. Gene Ontology annotation, biological process: Golgi organization; phospholipid translocation.